Messenger RNA from Lachancea meyersii CBS 8951, 2061 nucleotides. The record is from the annotation of a GenBank genome assembly. NCBI's taxonomy places the organism in Eukaryota, Fungi, Ascomycota, Saccharomycetes, Saccharomycetales, Saccharomycetaceae.
AUGUCUGAAGCCGAAGUGGCUCGCGCAAUUGGUCUUCUUAAAAGCCAACCCCCAGCUGAAGAUAUAAAAAGAUGCCUGUUACUGCUUAGCGAGGAAAAGUCCUUGAGUCUGGAAAGCGCCGCCGUGAUAGUAAAAUACGUGGUACCUAUAUUUCCAUCGUUACCAAGGGACAUACAAAAGGAGUUGAUUAAAGUGUUUGGAUGCCACUUCACACUUGUAACACACACUAUGAAUCUGAUAGACAUGGUGCAGAAAAAUCCGGAAGUUAGCAUUUAUAAGGCUUUCUUGAUGCAAGCUUUGAGCGAGAAUUCAUCUGCCUUAAGCAAUUACCUUGGUCGUUCACAGAGCCCUUCGGAAAUUCAGAUUUUGAAAUCCGCCUUUUUUGGCAGCAAAAUUCUGAGCCGUCUGGGCAGUGGUGUGGACAUUGUGGCAUACGUGGAGGUACUCCGAGGGCAAAUUGAAUAUAUUUUCGAAUAUCACCAUAGUCUCAACCAGAAAAUGUACGCAGAGUUUCUUGUCGCACUUCUAAGUCUUCACGAAGGACUUUGCUUGGAUCUGGUUUUCCGAGAUGUGGCGCUCAGGAACGCAGAUCGCUUUCAGAAAUUCUUGCAAGUUCUUCUUAGUGCUUCUGUUUUGUGUCGAAAUCGACUUUUCAGAAGCUUGCUGAAAUAUCUGGAUAUUGUAAUUAGCUCUGAAAGUGCACAUUCGGCGUAUAAUCUACUAAGGUCGAUUGGGCCGGUAGAUAUACAGUACGAUCUUCUGAUAGAUCUCAAGAAUCCACUUUUGAGUGUCAUUUUGGUCCACACCAUGAGCGAAAAACAGAAAUUGAGUCAUUACCGUUAUCUAAUGGGCUUUUUCCGAAGGGGCAACUCUACAGAGGAUUUAGCGACAUGCUUUCUACUAGCCAUUAUUUUCGAACAUCUUCCAAGCGAGGUUCGACAAAGUAUAAGCUCCGAUAAUAUGUUUUUGGAUGCCGUGACCGCAAGAUUGAGCUCUCAGCAUGCAGUGGUGAGAGAAAGAACGAUGUUUCUUGCCAAACAGGUCACAAAUGGAGGACUAGAGUACGAAAGCGAUUUUGAGAUCGUCAUUCCUGACUUUACAGCUCCGGAAACUGAUACUAUAGCCUUUGAUCUCUUACAAAAAACUCCAGAUAGUGAAAACGAUUCUUUGGAGCCGCUUGAAGGAAAUGCAAAUAUCGCAAGGGUGCUCGACUUGACGCUAUCUAAGAAUCAAAGCGAUGAAGAGGGCUUCACGAUCGUUUUUCUCAAGGAUCUAGUCCGGGAGUUUGAGCAAGAGGAGAAGAAUAAGAGCGAUCGCAUUUACCUCUUGAAAGCCACGGUUAGACUAGUAAGACAAAAGAAAGACUUUAUCCUCGAGAUUGAAUCUUACAGCUCUCAGCUUUUAACAAUGAUAUGCGUCUUGAACAACAGUUUUGAAGAGCCGCAGUUCCAGGAGUGGAAAAUAAACGCCUUGGUUAGCAUCAUAGUCGUUGUUCCUGAGAAGAUUACGGAACUGAUUCAGAUUUUGUUUGGCCAGGAACUUUCUUUGCAGCAACGCAUUACGAUCCUUUCCGUUAUGAGCCUUGCGGCUAGGGAACUACGGGGCAUUGACGAUGCUUUCAUUGUCAAGCCUCAGACAGAUUUUCCAACCGAGAGACUGCCGUGGGAUUCACCUAACAAACCUAUUUCCGGCGAAACGCCUAGAAGCAUAGAAGCAUCGAAUAGUCACACUGUGUGGAGAUCUCGUAAGCUUGACAAGGCCGCUAAGGGCAACACGGCCCCAGUAAACAGAUUUCAGAGGGUCGCGCCCAAGUUUUUCUAUCCUUUGGCGCACGGCUGGCUCAACGGGAUUGACAUGGGGGUCUACGACGAGAUGUUUAAAAAACACUAUCUAUCUACGAUGCAACUUAUCCUAUCGGCUGCUCAACCGCAUUACGAGUUUAGCUCAAUGUACGCCCUUAUGUGUUCCGUUAUCGAGGACGCGAUAAAGAACGGCUUGCCCUUGGAUGAUCUCGAUCUAGCCAAACUUUCUGAGCUUUCCAAAGGUGCGGCCGAUCAUUGA